Molecule: messenger RNA, 1094 nt
Organism: Misgurnus anguillicaudatus (oriental weatherfish)
Lineage: Eukaryota; Metazoa; Chordata; Actinopteri; Cypriniformes; Cobitidae
Source: RefSeq, a predicted model, not a curated record
AAAAAUUUGUGAUAAUAUCACGAAAAAUAAUAAAAAAUUUCGCGACUAUAUCACGAAACCAUGUGAGACUGGGUAGGAGAGAGAUGAACACACAUAUAAUGUGAUGUUUCUUCUAAGCAGUUUCGACAUCUUCCUUCCUCUUUCUAAACCAGACAUAAACACGCACACAACAGUGUAUUUUUUCAUUUUGUCACGAAGCGUUCAUCAGCUUUUAUGAGAUUUAGCAGUUUGUCGUUUCAGAUUUCUGGACUGAAACCGCUGGAGAAAAUGAAACAAUUUCUGAUCUGUUUGUUGAUGUGGCAUCUGACUGGUGUGUUUGGUGAUGAAGUGAAGUCAGUGUCAGUGAUGGAGGGAGAUUCUCUUACUCUACACACUGAUAUUGAAAUAAAGAUAGAUGAUCACAUACUGUGGAGGUUUGUAACUGGGAACGCUACCAUUGCUCACAUUUUUAAAGCGUUGAAUAGACUCACAAUAUAUGAUGAAGUUCUUGAUGAGAAAUUCAUAGACAGACUGCAGGUGAAUAAUCAGACUGGAGAUCUCACCAUCACAAACAUAACAACCGAAGACUCUGGACUUUAUGAAAUAGUUAUUAGAAACACGGAAACGACCUCAUACAGAUUCAGAGUUACUGUCCAUGCUCAUCUGCCCGUUCCUGUAAUUACCAAAGUCUCUUCACAAUGUUCUUCAUCAUCAUCAUCAGUCUCAAACUGUGUGUUGUUGUGUUCAGUGUUGAAUGUGACAGAUGUGAGAGAUGUAAGUCUGUCCUGGUACAAAGGAAACAGUUUAUUGUCCAGCAUCAGUAAAUCUGAUUUCAACAUCAUACUCUCUCUACCUCUGGUGGUUGAAUAUCAGGAUACAAACACAUACAGCUGUGUACUCAACAAUACCAUCAGUAAUCAAACUCAACAUCUCAACAUCAAAUAUGUCUGUCAGAUGUGUUCAGACUCUGUCAAUUCUUGUGCUACGACUGAAGCUGUGAUCCGAUUGGUCGUCUCUGCUCUGGUGGGCGUGGCUGCUGUAGCUGCUUCUGUUGUUUUGAUUUAUGACAUCAGAUCCAGAAGAGAUGAACAGAAGAGAAGAUCAUAGACAUCAGC